Molecule: messenger RNA, 1116 nt
Organism: Effrenium voratum
Lineage: Eukaryota; Dinophyceae; Suessiales; Symbiodiniaceae
Source: the annotation of a GenBank genome assembly
AUGGGGGCGAAAUGCAGCGAGAUGACGAUGGGUGCACCGUCGCAGGUGGACACGAAGGCUUUCGAAGAGGAGGAAGAUGAAGAUCAGGAGUCAGCAGAAGAGGAGGAGGAGGAGGAAGAGGAGGAGACCUCGGCCAAAGCCGACGCUCAGGCGGCUUUGCAGGGGGCCCUCAUGCGGGGCAAGACCGCUGCCUUCAAAGAGGCCAUCGACUUCGCCCAGUCCGUGGGCAUCGAUGAGGAGAUGAUCUUGCAAGCCGAAGCCAAGUUGCAGGAGCACAAGGUUGUGCGGGAAAGGGAAGCCUUCAUAGAGGCGCUGCCCAAGUUCCUGAGCUCGGAGGACGCCCAGUAUGAAGCCACGGUCCAGGAGAAGCUGGAGUAUGCCAAGACUCAGGGCGUCCCGGAGCAGCACCUGCAGAAGCUAAGGGAUCGGAUCGAGUACAUCAAGCUGGGCCGGGACCUCGAAGAGGAGGAGCUCCAGAAGGCGAACGCCCUGGCGGUGGACUCCACCCGGCGCUUCGUGGCCUCCUGCUUCGCAGGCAGAGCUCUCGUGUAUGUCCAGCCUCCUGGCAAGCAGGUCAAGGCGCAGUGCUUGAUAGAUCCAGCCAUGCGGGAGCUGCGCGUGGUGGAGGAGACUGGCGGAGAGGUGUGCUGCGUGGCGCUGAUGAGCGCCAAGGCCUGCGCUGGCGUGGUGGCAGAGUUGGAUGAGAGUAGCGGCUUUACUGGCCUGUCAGAUGACGAGCAGGACCGCUCCAUCGCGCUGCGCGCCGGCUCGGGCUGCUGGCUGCUCCUGGAGCCCCGGCUCGAGCUCCAGACGGAGUUCCUGUUGGCCCUGGCGGUCCUGGGCGCUGGCAAUGGUGAGAUGAAGCUCACCUCCACCGCCAGCAUGAAGACCUGGUCCAUGUCUGGCAAGACGCCCGUGGAGAGGUCGCCUAGCCUGCCGGAGCUGGAAGCCCUGGAGGACGAAGCGGAGGAGAAGAAGGGGAAAAAGGAGAAGAAGGACAAGAAGGAGAAGAAGGAGAAGGAUGAGGAGAAGAAAGACAAGAAGGACAAGAAGGACGGCGAGGAUGAGGAGAAGAAGGAGAAGAAAGAGAAGAAGGAGAAGAAGUCCAAGAAGUGA